GGGAGAUUGUAAAGAGUACAGGGCAGAUAGUAUUAAGUAUUAUUUUCUUAGAGUAAAAGAAAAAAACCCGUAUUAGUAAAGCGCGCGCCCUAUCCGCUCACCCCCGCCUCGCGUGUUGAUGGCUGUGACGUCAGGAACGCGUGUCCCAAGUGAGUGAGCUCGCCGGGUAUAAAAGGCUUGAUGUUGUCUUCGCUCACUAAAAAUGGCAGAAGCAACACAUGAGUUGCAGCCAGAAACAGAACUGCAGGUCAGUAUCCACUCCAGAGCUCACAGGGACACGGUGUUCGCCAGCCUGGAAGAACAGAGGAAAAACAACUUCUUGUGUGACAUCACUCUAAUCGUAGACGAUGUGCACUUCAGGGCGCACAAGGCCCUCCUGGCUGCCAGCAGUGAAUAUUUCUCCAUGAUGUUUGCCGAUGAGGGGGAUGUUGGUCAGUCGAUUUAUGUCAUGGAAGGGAUGAUUGCUGAAGUCUUUGGAGCUUUGCUGCAAUUCGUCUACACUGGAAACGUUCAGGUUAGGGAAACGUGCUUGCCGCAAAUAGUGGCAACCGCACAAAUCUUGAAAGUAGAUGAAUUAGUUAAAGCAUAUACGGAUUACAAGGAGGUCCAAAACACUGCAAAGCUUUCAACUGAAGCCUCUGUCACUCCUGUGAUAGAUGCAAGCAGCUGUAGUGUGCGAAAGCGAGGAAGACCAAAGAAGUACCAUCAUACUCGUCCGAUUGAUCACGCUGACCGUAUGCAGCAGCAUGAGGAAGACACUGCUCAUGGUGAUCAAUCCUCAGAAAUAAAUAUUACGAAAAGUGUUUCCAAUGGAGAUUCUGCAAACGAGCAAGAGACAUUCUCGGCCCAUGGUGCUGAAGCUACAGCCCCGGUAACUUCUGAUUCAAACUUGUCUGUGUCAAGAGAGGUAGUUGCAAAAAGACACAGCAGGCGCACACUCCAGAGGUCCAUCAAGCUACAAGAUUACAAACUCUCUGAUGAUAUGGAAGAUCGUGAAGAAGCACAGCGGGCAACUGGGAAACGAAAGAAACUAAGUUCAGGGGCUCCCUGCAAGGACUGCGGCAAAGUAUUUAAAUAUAACCAUUUCUUAGCGAAUCACAGGAGGACUCACACAGGAGAGCGCCCUUUCAGAUGCACCGAGUGUGGGAAGUGUUUUUCUCAGAAGCAUUCCCUCCAAGUUCAUGAGAGGAUACACACGGGGGAAAGGCCCUACUGCUGUACUGUCUGCAACAAGGCUUUGGCUACCAAGAAUUCUCUAAUGGAGCACAUGAGUCUUCAUGCAGGGAAGAAAGCAUUUACCUGUGAUCAGUGUGGGAAGUAUUUCAGCCAAAAGAGACAGCUAAAAUGUCACUAUCGUGUUCAUACAGGACACACCUUACCAGAAUGCAAUAUCUGUCAGCGCAAGUUCAUGGAUACAGCUCAGUUAAAAAAGCAUCUACGGUCUCAUACAGGGGAAAGACCUUUUACAUGUGAGAUUUGUGGAAAGUCAUUUACUGCAAAAAGCUCUCUGCUGACCCAUAUCAGAAUACACAGAGGAGAAAAGCCAUACUCUUGCAACAUUUGUGGGAAAGCCUUUUCAGAUUCAAGUGCUAAAAGAAGGCACAGUAUUUUACAUACUGGUAAGAAACCAUUCUCCUGCCCGAACUGUAACGUGCAGUUCUCACGCAUGGACAAUCUAAAGGCACAUAUAAAAAUCCACAGCAAAGACAAACACGUGCAAAUUCAGGAGCAAACUAGUGGAGGUACAGAUGAGGUGAGAAAUAUCCUCCAGCUUCAGCAGUACCAGCUAGCAACCCCAGGAGGGCAAGAGAUCCAGUUACUGGUCACAGAUGGGGUACACAAUCUCAACUUCAUGUCGGGACAUGCUCAAAGCAUCAGUAUAGUUACUGCGGACACCUCACAAAGCAUUACAGACCAGGCUGCCAAUCUAGCACUGAUCACCCAUCAGUCUUCUGCGUUGCAUGGCUUGCCAGUCACGUCCCACCAACAGCAAGUGGAAUCAAUCCAUAGCAUUGACUUGAUUGAGAAUCGGGUUCAAACAGUCCAGCCGGAGCAGAUGCACGUUAUUACCCUAUCAAAGGAAGCACUCGACCAGCUACAGGGCCGGACACAAGAAAUCCACUUAACACAAGCGGACAGACAAACUCCACUAAGCCAAGGCCCAGCUCCUAACAUGGUGAAUCAAAGCAUCCGGGUCAGUGAACAAACUCCACCAGUUUUAUCUGUAAAUUCAGUCGCACAGUCUGUGCAAGAACACCAGAUCCAAGCACAGACUUACCAAAUACAAGCGAGCACGGUCUCUUUUAUAAACACAACUUUGGAAACAGCAAAUUAGAUGUGACACUAACACUUUAAAGAAAAUGAUAAACAGUAAAGAAACGAUUGGCGU
Molecule: messenger RNA, 2389 nt
Organism: Spea bombifrons (plains spadefoot toad)
Lineage: Eukaryota; Metazoa; Chordata; Amphibia; Anura; Pelobatidae
Gene: ZBTB24
Product: zinc finger and BTB domain containing 24
Exons: 7
Coding region: 203-2335 (710 amino acids)
Biological process (GO): regulation of transcription by RNA polymerase II
Cellular component (GO): nucleus
Molecular function (GO): RNA polymerase II cis-regulatory region sequence-specific DNA binding; DNA-binding transcription factor activity, RNA polymerase II-specific; protein binding
Source: RefSeq, a predicted model, not a curated record